This is a messenger RNA of Heterocephalus glaber (naked mole-rat), 4804 nucleotides long. RefSeq names its product zinc finger protein 260 (gene Znf260). The record is from RefSeq and is a predicted model, not a curated record. Gene Ontology annotation, molecular function: RNA polymerase II cis-regulatory region sequence-specific DNA binding; DNA-binding transcription activator activity, RNA polymerase II-specific. Gene Ontology annotation, biological process: regulation of transcription by RNA polymerase II. Gene Ontology annotation, cellular component: nucleus. Lineage: Eukaryota; Metazoa; Chordata; Mammalia; Rodentia; Bathyergidae.
GAAACGGAGGGUACAGCUAGAAGGAAAAGGCUUUUUAGGAAAGAGCACUUGCUGGAUGGAAACACAGACUCCAGAAUUACAGAAGAGCACUGGAUCGCGCGCUUGGCAGCUGCCGCGCGUAACUGUCGCGCUGCUCUCCGCGGGGACCGAGGACGCGGAGCUCUCUGGGGAACGUAGUUCAGCGGACACCUGGAGCAGAGGGCGCCCAAGAUUGUCCCAUUCCCGAAUUCCCAACUGGGAGCCUCCGCGAGCUCUUUCCAUAAAGUCUGCCCAGCGACUCUGAGCUGAGUUUAUUACCAUUAUGUGCAGUGUUGGAGAUUGAACCUAGGGCCUCUGCCCUGAACUACAUCCUCAGCCUUUUAAAAUGUUUAUUUUUUAUUUGAGACAGUAUCUUGCUUAGUCGCUAAAUUGUCCCAGGUAGGCUCGAAUUUGUGAUCUUCCUGCCUCAGCGCAGGGAUUACAGGUGUGUGCUACUAUGCCCAGAGUUUAUCAUACCCCUUGACACUACUGCCCUGUCCCAGGAGGCAAACACAGGUAUAAUGUUUUAUCUGAAUCCUGAGAUUCGGUCUUACAGUCCUGCCACGACCGCGGAGACAGUCUUCUAAGCUCUGGUGGAAGAAAGUUUCCGGGAAAAGAAGAAGCUUGGGCAGUUCAUAAGCAGACCAGGAAGCAACAUUAAAGACUUGUGAGUUAUGUCUCAUCUUUCUUUGUGAAAAUACAAACUAAGGAAAAACUCAGAAAACCUAGGAAACAGGAAAGUAUUUCCUCUGAGCAUUGACUGACAUUGCAUUGAUACACACUGAUUUUUGGACUGCACUCCUAUGUAUGGGACUCAGUUUGAGAGAGUUUGAAACACAAUUCAUACUUAUAUAUAAUUUAUACUUAAAUAUGAUAGAAAAUGUGUAAGAAAGACAUUCAUAUAAAGAGAAUGCUAUAUUUUUAUCCCUUUAUAUAACCACUGCAUCUCAGAAUAAUCAAUGCAAGAAAAGUCUUCUAUCAUAAAUUCAACAUCAUUACCAUACCUGAGAAUUAAUAUUGAAAAGAAACCAUAUGACUUCAGUGAAUGUUGGAAAGUUGUUAUCCUUAACAUAUCUCAGUAGAUACUAGGGGAACCUAGAAGAAAGUUCCUGUGCAUGACAAAAAUGUUGGAAUGUCUUCAGCCUGAAUCAGAUCUCACACAGCAUGAUGAAAUUCAUACUGGAAAGCAACUUUAUGAAUGUAAGGUGUGUAGAAGAACUUUUAGCCUGAAGCAAAACUUCAUAGAGCAUAAGAAAAUGCAUACUGGAGAGAAAUCACAUGAAUGUACUGAAUGUGGUAAAGUGUUCUCUCAGGUCUCAUCGCUUACUCUACAUUUGAGAAGUCAUAUAGGGAAGAAAUCAUAUGAAUGUAAUAAAUGUGGAAAAGCCUUCAGCCAGAAGGGAAACUUCCUUUCUCAUCAGAAAUAUCAUAGUGGAGAAAAACCUUCUGAAUGUGAGAAAGCACCUGUUCAAAUGGCAACCCUCAUCAGGCAUCAGAGAGAUCAUACAGGAAAUAAACCAUAUGCAUGUAAGGAAUGUGGGAAAGCUUUUAAUAGCAAAUCAUACCUCAGUGAGCAUGAGAAAAUUCACACUGGAGAGAAACCAUUUGAAUGUAAUCAGUGUGGAAGAGCCUUCAGCCAGAAGCAACAUCUCAUUAAGCAUCAGAAUAUCCAUAGUGGAAAGAAACCUUUCAAAUGUAAUGAGUGUGAAAAAGCCUUUAGCCAGAAAGAAAACCUCAUUAGCCAUCAGAGAAUCCAUACAGGAGAGAAACCUUAUGAAUGUAAAGGGUGUGGAAAAGCUUUCAUUCAGAAGUCAGGCCUCAUUAGACAUGAAAGAAGUCACACUGGAGAGAAACCCUAUACAUGCAAGGAGUGUGGGAAAGCCUUCAGUGGCAAAUCAAAUCUCACUGAGCAUGAGAAAAUUCAUAUUGGAGAGAAACCCUAUAAAUGUAAUGAAUGUGGAACAAUCUUCAGGCAGAAGCAAUACCUCAUUAAACAUCACAAUAUUCAUACAGGAGAGAAACCCUAUGAAUGUAAUAAAUGUGGAAAAGCCUUUUCACGGAUCACAUCACUCAUUGUACAUGUAAGAAUUCAUACAGGUGAUAAACCUUAUGAAUGUAAAAUUUGUGGGAAAGCUUUCUGUCAAAGCUCAUCUCUUACUGUACACAUGAGAAGCCAUACAGGUGAGAAACCCUAUGGUUGUAAUGAAUGUGGGAAAGCCUUUUCUCAGUUCUCAACUCUUGGUCUACAUAUGAGAAUCCAUACUGGUGAAAAACCUUAUCAAUGUAGUGAAUGUGGGAAAGCUUUCAGCCAGAAGUCACAUUACGUUAGACACCAGAGAAUUCAUACUCAUUAAAGUUCUAUGAAUGCCUUGGAUUUAGGAAACUCUUCAGCAGAAUUUACACUUAAUUAUAUAUCAAGUUUUGUUUUACAUUAAAGAGACAUAAAUGUAGCAAAUUGUAUUAAAUACUCAAAAGUAUUUAAUAAGUGUCAGAGUAUAAUAAAAGCCUAUGCCCCUAAAACUCCCACAAUAAACAUUAUUAAUAGUAUACUUUAAGAAGUAUUCUCAGUACAAUUAGGAUACAGUAAUGGAUAUUAAUUACCUAGAAGGCCUACCAGAUGCAUUAAGAUAAUAUGAGAGAUACAAAGAUUUGAAAUUAGACACAAUUACUUUCUUGUUUUGCUACAUAUGAAUUUUGUGAAACUAUAAUCAUCAAAGUUAUUAUUAUUAUUUUUGGUACUGAGGAUCAAACUCGGGACUUUGUGCUUGCGAGGCAGGCGGUGAAACCGCUGAGCUAAAUCCUCAGCCCUCAAAAUUAUUGUUUUGCAGUACAGAAAAGUGAAAUUAGGACAGACUGUUGAAUCCAGAAAUGCUUGAAUGUAUGGGAAAUUGGUCAUUGAUAGAGGUAGUAUCUCAGAUUGGUAGCAAAAUCAUGGAUGACAAAAAAAAAUGGUCUCAGGGUAAUUGAUUCUUCAUAUGGUAAAAUACUAGACCUCUGCCCUCAUUGUCCAUUAAAAUAUUUAUUUCUUAUAAAUUCUAAAUGUACUGAAGAUUAGAAUGCAUAAAGUGAAACAAUGUAAGAAUUUUGUACGGGAAUGUUUUUAAUUGGGGCAGGAGAAAAUUUCUAAACUAGAUUGUUUUUGGUACUGGGAAUUGAUCCCAUUGCCUUUGCAGUAAGCUACAUCCCCAACCCAUUUUUUUGAGACAGGGUCUCAUUAAGUUGCCCAGGUGAGGUUUGCAUUUAUGAUCCUCCUACUUCAGUCUCCCAAAUACUGGGAUUACAGGCAUGCAAUACUAGCUUAGAAAUUACUCCAUCUAUCUAUCUAUCUGUCUAUAUUGAUCUCAAUUGAUCAAUCAAUCGAUAGAUAGACCUCAAAAUCUGAAACUUCUAAACAGAGAGUCUGUUUAUUCCAGUAUGAAUUAUGGUAGCCAAAAAUUGGACACAAGUGUUUGUUGUUUGUGAAAUAGAUGAAUAAAAUGUGAUGCAGUCAUACUGUAGAAUAUUCUUUUAGCAGUUAAGUACAAAUUAAAUCUAUAUGUAUUAACAGUAAAAGGAAAAAAUCAUGUAGAAUGAAGAAAGCUAAAGUGAUGAGCAUAUUGUAAAUGAUACCUGUAUACAUUUUGAAUGAAAUCAGUAUUAACCAAUCCAUGUACUAAGAUUUGAUUAUGGAAAAGACCCUUUUUCUAUAAAACUACAAAGAAUGAAUUGGACAGAUACACACUCAGUUCCUAAAAGUGGUUGCCUCUGACAGGAAGGAAACCAGAAAGGAAAUGUGACCCAGCAUAGUAGUGAAAGGAUACUUCAAUUUUCCAUCUAAAUAUUUAUUUUCAUUAAAAAAGAAGAUUCCACUUGAAUGUAACAAAAUGUUAGUUAAUUUUGGAAUUUGAUAAUGUACAUAUUCAUUCUUUUGUUAGUGAUAUUUUCUCAAAAUGAUAGAGAUGUGGGGAAUGUAUACAUGACAUACAUGUUACAGUAAUCCCCUUUAUCUGUGGGGAAUACAUUUGAAGGCCCCCAGUGGAUGCCUGAAACCCUAGGUAGUAAGUACUUAAUCCUAUGUGUGUUGUUUUGUUUGGCACUAUUGGGAAUUGAACUCAUGGCUUCACACUGAGCUAUAUUCCCAGCCGUUUUCAUUUUUUAUUUUGAGACAGGGUUUCAUCAUGUUGCUUGGGCUGUCCUUGAAUUUAGGAUCAUCCUGCCUCAGCCUCCUGAGUAGCUGGAGUUACCACCAUGGCCAGCUCUCUACGUUUUUCCUAAACAUACAUACACCUGUGAUGAAGUUUAGUUGUAAAUUAAGCACUAUUAGAAAUUAACAAUAAGUUCCCAUAGAGCUUAGCAAUCUCGUAUGAUUUUAUUUUUGUUUAAUGGAGAACUUUUACCUUUUAAUUAAGGAAAAUAUAUUAAACCUUCACUUUGGCAUAUCCAAAUUGUCAGCAUCACUACUCUUAAUGCUUUGGGCUAGUAAGUAAAAUAAGGGUUGUUGUGUAGUUUAUGUCCUCUGAUUGGACCCAGACUCAUACAGAGUUUGGAAAAAGACUUGCCCUGAUCCCACUUCUUUUCUCCUCUGCCAUGGAUUCUGUCCAUUUGCAUAGAGCAUGCAUUUUCCCAUGCUCUGCGGAAUGCCACGAGGGAGGUGAUUCUGUCCUUGGGUGUGAAUUGAGGUAAAGGUAAUAUCAUAGUUACUAUGACUGACUGGUGCAGGAAAAGUCAGAAUGCUCACUAGGCUUCUGUGUUGCCCUUUCACCUCCAACGUGUCUUAAUCUGUAAUAAAAAUGAUGUUUGACCUCCA